CCUUCUCCACUUCCCUUCCGUUCCCUCCCCGGCAGGGCGCAGCGGAGGCCGAGGCUGGAUCGGGUUCCCCGCCUGCCCGUCCCAAAUCCCGCCGACGGAGCCGCCGCGCGGAGGACGAGCCGAAGCGGGCACAGGGGAGCGGGAGCCCGGGCGGUCAGCGUCCGGCAGCGAGGGCGCAGCCAGCGGCCACCCGGCACCCGACCGAGCGCAGAGCCUCGCCGCGUUCAACAAAGGCAGCCCGAGCGCGUGCGGCGUUUGCCACUCCAACCAGAAAAAUCGAAGCUAUCAAAAUAGAGGCUCAAGCAGGAUAGCAAGCAAAGCGGGAGGAACGGGAGAAGGAGAAUGCAGUCCCAACAGUAUGUGCAGCCGCGUCGAAAACUUGCAGCUGCCUUCCUGGCAUUCAUUUUCAUCUUGGCAGCUGUGGACACUGCUGAAGCAGGGAAGAAAGACAAGCCAGAAAAAAAAGUGAAGAAGUCUGACUGUGGGGAAUGGCAGUGGAGUGUGUGCGUGCCCACCAGUGGGGACUGUGGCCUGGGCACCCGGGAGGGCACCCGGACCGGAGCCGAGUGUAAGCAAACCAUGAAGACCCAGAGAUGUAAGAUCCCCUGCAACUGGAAAAAGCAAUUUGGAGCGGAGUGCAAAUACCAGUUCCAGGCUUGGGGAGAAUGCGACCUGAAUACCGCCUUGAAGACCAGAACUGGAAGUCUGAAGCGAGCCCUCCACAACGCCGACUGCCAGAAGACAGUCACCAUCUCCAAGCCCUGUGGCAAGCUGACUAAGCCCAAACCUCAAGCAGAAUCUAAGAAAAAGAAAAAGGAGGGAAAGAAACAGGAGAAGAUGCUGGACUAAUAGAUGCCACCUUCUGUGGAACAUGAAAAGGACAUCAGCAAACAGGAUCAGUUAACUAUUGCAUUUAUACCUAUGUAGGCUUUUUAUUCAAAAAUUAUCUAUAGCUUAAGUACACAAUAGGCAGAAACAGAACAGAAAAAUUUUGUAGUAGUGUUUUUAAAUGUAUACCAUAGGACCACUAGGGGCUUAUAAUAAAGGACUGUAAUCCUAUUUAGAAAGUUGACUUAUAGUACAUGAUACAUGGUAGAAAAUUGAGGUAAGUUUUUUGAAGUUAUGUGAUAUUUUACAUUUAAAAUCUUUUUUUUUUUACAUUUUUUUUUCUUUUGGCAGCAAUUUACGUGUUAUGACCAUGUAAACUACUUUUCUUGUUAGAUAAUUUUUUCACCUAGACUUUUUUUCCCAACUGAGAAAAAUCUAUACUAAACAAAGCAGCAAUAAAAUAUAAUCAUCC
Molecule: messenger RNA, 1300 nt
Organism: Mirounga angustirostris (Northern elephant seal)
Lineage: Eukaryota; Metazoa; Chordata; Mammalia; Carnivora; Phocidae
Gene: PTN
Product: pleiotrophin
Exons: 6
Coding region: 343-849 (168 amino acids)
Cellular component (GO): extracellular region
Molecular function (GO): growth factor activity
Source: RefSeq, a predicted model, not a curated record